AUGAAGGAACAAAUGGAAUUUGGAGAACUGAAGAAAAGUUUCACGAACAUGGAGGUUUCGUUUCCAAUCUUUCCUACGACACCGCCAAAGUCGACCAGUCCAACGAAAAUCAACUUCAUCACGUCGAGUAUUCCGCUAUCCGACGCAAGGAUCAUGAAUCUGAUUUUCCUGUCUGUGGGGGUCAGCCUGAAUCUCUUAAUCAUAUCGGUGAUCGCUUUCAAAUCCUCCAUGAGAACGUCCAUAAAUCUGUAUAUCGUUAGCUUCGCUUGCUCGAAUAUGGUGAUCCUGAUCGAACCACUUGAGGAAAUGCUUCGAUGGUUCUUCAACGUGAACAUGAAAUUAAAUAUGGACUACGUCUGUAUGAUCAGUUUCGACGUUUCCGUCAUCACGAUCGCGAUCCUGAAGUUCAUGCUGUACACCAACAUCUUCCAAGAGCAGAUAUCCUUCGGGCGAACGUUGCUCAAGAGGUUCACCAGUAUAAAAGGGAUCUUGUUGAUUUGGUGCUCGUGUAUCAUAUCGCUGGCUAUCGGUCUCCAUAUAUACGAUUUUUUCGAAGGUGACAUGGCGGAUAUUUACGUGUGGAACACGAUUAUGUUCAUCGCCAUGCCGUUCAUUAUAUUCGUGGCAAUCGAUAGUUUGAUACUUUACGAACUGGUGAUAUUGAAAAUGAUCGAGGGAUCGUGGCGAAAGAAAUACUUGAGGCACUAUGUGAUGCUGGUGAUCACAGCAAUCGCUUUUUUCUUGAUUCGAACGCCAUACAGACUGGCUAGAGCGAUUAAUUUCAUAGAGCCUAAGGCGUUGUGCUGUACAGACAGCAGGAGAGAGGUGCUCUAUUUCAUGGCCAAGACAUUCCCAAUUAUUUCCUCGAUCAUUUACAUUUCAUCAUCGGCUGAAUUUCAGAAAGCCUUUCAGGAAAUAUUAAAUUUUCAGUGCAGAAGAUCUACCAAAGAAACUAACAACGAUACAAUCAUCUAA
This is a messenger RNA of Habropoda laboriosa, 975 nucleotides long. RefSeq lists its product as uncharacterized. The record is from RefSeq and is a predicted model, not a curated record. Gene Ontology annotation, cellular component: membrane. The coding region runs from base 1 to 975 and encodes 324 amino acids. NCBI's taxonomy places the organism in Eukaryota, Metazoa, Arthropoda, Insecta, Hymenoptera, Apidae. The transcript is spliced from 3 exons.